AUGGAUAUAGCAACAGGUCCCGAGUCGCUGGAGAGGUGCUUCCCCCGUGGGCAGACGGACUGCGCCAAGAUGCUGGACGGCAUCAAGAUGGAGGAGCACGCCCUGCGCCCCGGGCCCGCCACUCUGGGGGUGCUGCUGGGCUCCGACUGCCCGCAUCCCGCCGUCUGCGAGGGCUGCCAGCGGCCCAUCUCUGACCGCUUCCUGAUGCGAGUCAACGAGUCCUCCUGGCACGAGGAGUGUUUGCAGUGCGCUGCGUGUCAGCAAGCCCUCACCACCAGCUGCUACUUCCGGGAUCGGAAACUGUACUGCAAACAAGACUACCAACAGCUCUUCGCAGCCAAGUGCAGCGGCUGCAUGGAGAAGAUAGCCCCCACGGAGUUCGUGAUGCGGGCGCUGGAAUGCGUGUACCACCUGGGCUGCUUCUGCUGCUGCGUGUGUGAACGGCAACUACGCAAGGGCGACGAGUUUGUGCUCAAGGAGGGCCAGCUGCUGUGCAAGGGUGACUACGAGAAGGAAAAGGACCUGCUGAGCUCCGUGAGUCCCGACGAGUCCGACUCUGUGAAGAGCGAGGAUGAGGAUGGGGACAUGAAGCCAGCCAAGGGCCAGGGCAGCCAGAGUAAGGGCAGUGGGGACGACGGGAAGGACCCCCGGAGGCCCAAGCGACCCCGGACCAUCCUCACCACGCAGCAGCGAAGAGCCUUCAAGGCCUCCUUUGAGGUGUCCUCCAAGCCCUGCCGAAAGGUCCGAGAGACGCUGGCAGCAGAGACUGGCCUCAGCGUGCGCGUGGUCCAGGUCUGGUUUCAGAACCAAAGAGCCAAGAUGAAGAAGUUGGCACGGCGGCACCAGCAGCAGCAGGAGCAGCAGAACUCCCAGCGGCUGGGCCAAGAGGUCCUGUCGAGUCGCAUGGAGGGCAUGAUGGCCUCCUACACGCCACUGGCCCCACCGCAACAGCAGAUCGUGGCCAUGGAGCAGAGUCCCUACGGCAGCAGCGACCCCUUCCAGCAGGGCCUCACGCCGCCCCAAAUGCCAGGUGACCACAUGAACCCCUAUGGGAAUGACUCCAUCUUCCACGACAUCGACAGCGAUACCUCCUUAACCAGCCUCAGCGACUGCUUCCUCGGCUCCUCGGAUGUGGGCUCCCUGCAGGCCCGCGUGGGCAACCCCAUCGACCGGCUCUACUCCAUGCAGAGUUCCUACUUCGCCUCCUGAGAGCCAGCCGGCCGCAUGGACGCUUGGGCCAGGGUCCUGGGGUGGGCCUGCGGCCGCCGCGACCACCCCACCACCCGCACAGACUCUACACACAGCCAUACGGUGCCCUUCCCCUGGGCUGGCCGGGCAGGCAGAUGGGCGCAGCCUGGGCAGGGCUGUGUCCUGCCCACAGAGACCGUGUCACCCCAGGGGCCCAGAGUCUUGGAAAGCCACUCGCCUCCCAGUCCCACCUCGGCCUCCAUCUCCUCCUUCUCCCUGCCCAUCUCUUUUUUGGGAAGCUUAAAUUCUCUCUAUUUUUUUAAACGUCUUCUCUGUGUCCAGCCAACCUCCAUGGGUGGGGCCUAGGCCCAGGCGGGGGCCCCCCGUGCAUGCCCCCAGGAGAUGAUGUUGCGUGAGGUGCCUGUUAGCUAGAGAAGCGUGGGUCCCUGUCCGGGGGGCCGGUGCCCACCUCCCCCACCUCCGAGGGCGGGCCCACCAGUCUGGGUUCACCUGUCCCAGCCCGAAUCUGGAAUAGAAGUGGGGAAGAGCCUGGCAGGUGUACCAAGCCCAUCUCGGGCUCUGCCCUGAGGGCAGUCCCUGGGGAAGGUAGACUGAGCCUCACUUGCAAACGCACGCACACUCGCACACUCGAAGGCAACCUGGGUGGAUACGCACACAGAUACAGAGACCAGCUGAAGAGGCACAGAGGCGCUGUGUGGGCCAGCCCUGCCGUGCCAGGAAGGGGAAAGAGGCCAGACGGGGCAGGGACCCCCUCUGCUUACAGCAACAGGAGAGAAGGAAGGAGGGGAAGGAAGGAGGAGAGAGUUUGAGGCUUGAAACACGGGGACCCAGGUGUAUCCUGGCAUCAGCCUAAACAGGUGCUGCCUGAGCAGGCAGGGCAGACACAGAUCCCCCAGAACCAGGUAGGACAAAGGGCAGAACUUCCAGGUGGAAAGGAGCCUCACAGGUCACCUAUUCGGCACAUCAUCUGGACUUUGGCUCCCUCUGCCUCUCCUCACAUACCUCCAGCAGGGCGAGGAGGCCGCCGCUUCACCGGGCCCCGGGUCAGCUGCUGUUUUCUGCUGAUUUUGCCUCUGCCUUUUUUUGGCCCCAAGUCUUCACUUGUGAAAGCCAGGCUCUUCCAGUUUCCGCAGCUCUUUCUCUUAAAACUGUACCCUCAGCUGGGCUCUAGCUUUCCCUCUAAAGGUGGGACAGAAAUAACCGAAUCUUCUAACUGACAUCGGCCAGCCACCUCCCACUUUAGGUGCCCUGCCUCUGUUAAUAUGGCCCAAAAUGCAGUGAAGAGUUGAGGCCGAGUUACCUGGAAACUCACCCUACCCUUCUGUAAGUGAAUCCCCUGACCCUCACUCACGGGACAACUAAGCCACAUCCCUCUUCUGUGUGUAUUUGGGGACAGGGGCAUUUCUUGUUCAGACUCGGGGGAAGGACCUUGAAUUUUUUUACUUGCUACAUUUUUUCUUAUUGGAUUCAGUCUAGCCUGUGGAGUUUCUCUGCACCCCCAACUGUGUGACCACUGGCUUGCUGUCCCCGCAAUGUCGGGAGCCAGCCCUGUGUUUCUCACCCGAGGCACAGGAACCACCUGGCCUCCCCGUGUCCCAGUGUCGGCCUGUGACCCAGUCCUCCUGGGGUGACGCGUUCUAGUGCAUUUCCCACCCUGUUUUGUCAGAUGCCCCUCUGGGACAUGGGAGCCAGGGAGACAGCGUUAGCCCCCACCCCGGAUCCACUAAGCCCUAAAAGUGAGGUCAGGCUGAUGGGCCCUGUUCUCGGUGACCCCUUGCUGGUCUCUGGUGGCCACUGUACCCUCCGCCAGGUGCGCAGAGCCCUGCCUUUAAUUCUGAUACCAAGCCCUAGGCCGCCGCCCCAAGACCUGCCCAGUCUAGCCUUGGAGCAAAUAGGAUGACAGGGGUAUCUCUGCCUUUGGGCGCCUCUGCCUGACCCUCUCUGGGACCCUCUCAGUUCCCAGCCUGCUCCGUGGUUUUGCUCCUCUGUCCAGUGGGGACCCUUAGGCUGCCCCAGAGCGUCCCGUGCUGUUCAUCGGAGCUGUCGGCGGGGCGAUGUAGCCCGGCAGCCCCCUCGGCGGGACACCCAGGCAGUCCUUCCCUGAGCUCCUUGUUCCACACGAGCUCCCACAGGCUCUCGGCUGUCCCGGGUUUCCUGCAGCCUCAGUCCAUGUGGGCUCUGUGCCAUCCCCCGUCCUGGGCCACCAGCGGCCCCUGUAGGCAGCCAGCUGGUUUCUUGAGAGAGACUCCCUUUCCUCCUCUUGGGCUCACCUGAUCCAAAUCAUGCUGGGGCAUUUGGGGCGGGCCGGGGCACAACCCAGGCCCCCAGGAGCCCCAGUCCUUCUCUCCCAGACUGUUUCAGUUGGAAGGAAGCUCAGAAAUGGGCAUCUGGCCCACUUCCUUUAUUCCCCAGCUGGAAAGCCCAGCUGGGAGAGGGAAGGGAGUGGGGGCACCAUGCCAGCCCCUUCUCUUUGCUGAAUGGCCUCUAGGUCAGGGGUGUGUGAUUUGUCCUAGGAAACUCUUGCCAUCCCCUCCCAUGGUGGGGGGGGACACCUCUUCCACUUGGGGGCCUCACAACCUCCCAAGUCUAACCCAGGCUCUGCUCCCAUUGUGAGCUGCUCCUUGCAAAGAGCUGGUUCCAAGAUACCCACACUCAUGUCCCAGAGGGGGUCCAAGCCAGAGGGAACUCAGACAGCCCCGUGGGCCGGACACGCCUCAUCAGCAAAGCUAGGUCAUUGCUGUGGGCUGCGGCUCACUGCCUGAGGUUCCCAAGGCUCCCUGAGAUGCUAGUGUCCUGCCUGUCCAGCCCCGGACUGGUGUGGAGACACAGAUGAACAAGUUGUAGGGUCCACCUCGAGGGGCUUUCUUCUAGGAGAGGCAUCCACACUCCGACCCAGCUCUGUCCAGAUGUGAGUGGUGGACCCAUUUCCCGGAUGAGGAACCUGAGGCUCAGAGGAAGGAGGCAAGUGCUCAGGGUGUCCCAGCAGAGGCACUCGGAGGCGGAGUGUGGGCUGAGAUAAGCAGGCUCUUCCCACCUGGUGUGGGAGGAGUGCAGCCCUGACUUGGGAGCACAGCAAGUAGCCAGGAGCACUCCCCACCCUGACUGACUGACCAAACGACCAAACCACCGACAGACCUGUCAUCAGUGGUGGCUGGGACAGGAAGCCGAAGGGAAGAAGUCUGGUCCCCAGGAAGAGGCAGGAAGUGUGAGGUGGGCAGGGGGAGUGUUGGAGAAAAACCGGUUCCGUUUCCCUGCUGGGGAAGGUGAGGCUCAGAGAGGGGAAGGAGUCUGGCCCAGGUAACACAGCAUGAGGGGAGAGGCACGGGAAGGUGGGGGCCUGCCCCCAGCCACAGCCUCAUCUGCUGGCUCCAUGGAGCCUCCUGGAGGGCCACGCGGACAGAGGGACGCUGUGUUCCAAAGGUCGGACCGUAGGGCUAGCAGAGCCUGUAGGAGAGGGUCCCACACCAGGGCAUGUUGGGAGGCUUCCUGGGGGGGGGGGAGCCCACCGCUGCAGCAGGGCCCAUGCCAGGCCAGGCCCCUGUCACUGCCCCGGCAGGCAGUGAGGCUGCCUCACCCACCGGGGGAGCCUCGGGGGAGGGGGCUGGCCAGCCCCUGCCAGGCCUGAGCUAGGCAUCACCCGGGUCAGGACCUCACCUCCUGUCCGGGAGGAUCUGGGGCUCGCUCUGCCCUGAGGGGAGGAGGGUCCACAUUCGCACGCGCACACACACUCACACCCGGACUUACACGGAGGCUCGCACACCCACACUCCGGGCACACGAGGCCUGCGGGCUGGGGGAGCAGGGAAGACCCUCCAACGCUUGGCCUUCAGAGGGUGCAGUUUGCAAUGAGCCUGUCUGCCGGCGCCCCCACCCCACCCAGGGCCCCAGGGGGCCCAGCCCGGUGUGGGGACCAGCCACUGGCCAUUCCUCUGUUUUCCUUGUACAGACUCUCACUGCCCACCCGCCAUCCCCAGACACAUUUUAUUUAAUAACUUGUCAUUGUUAAAUUAUUUAUUAGCGUUUACCACAUCACCACCCCCACCCUGCCCUCCACGCUCACCUUCUGCCUCUUCCCACAAAAGCAGAAAAUGCAAACACCAA
Molecule: messenger RNA, 5309 nt
Organism: Nyctereutes procyonoides (raccoon dog)
Lineage: Eukaryota; Metazoa; Chordata; Mammalia; Carnivora; Canidae
Gene: LMX1B
Product: LIM homeobox transcription factor 1 beta
Exons: 8
Coding region: 1-1209 (402 amino acids)
Biological process (GO): regulation of transcription by RNA polymerase II; neuron differentiation
Cellular component (GO): nucleus
Molecular function (GO): RNA polymerase II transcription regulatory region sequence-specific DNA binding; DNA-binding transcription factor activity, RNA polymerase II-specific
Source: RefSeq, a predicted model, not a curated record